This is a messenger RNA of Neodiprion virginianus, 5096 nucleotides long. RefSeq names its product trace amine-associated receptor 9. The record is from RefSeq and is a predicted model, not a curated record. Bases 1442 to 2704 code for a protein of 420 amino acids. Gene Ontology annotation, cellular component: membrane. The transcript has 11 exons. Gene Ontology annotation, molecular function: corazonin receptor activity. Gene Ontology annotation, biological process: neuropeptide signaling pathway. Lineage: Eukaryota; Metazoa; Arthropoda; Insecta; Hymenoptera; Diprionidae.
AACGUAGGUCGCACCUUGUCCUCCGUGGCUCCACAUCGACAACACAGAGCGGAGAGAAGCAGCAUCCAAACGAUGAAGACAGCCAGAACGGUACCUGAACAUUUUGAGAUUUGGUAACGUAUACGCGUGUAUACGUAUGUAUAUAAGAAGAUUGAACGAUACGUUUUUUUCUCCUCAAGACUCCCGAUAUCGAGGCCGCGUGACACACGACUUCGAAUAAAUAAAUAUAACAAAAUAUACCUAGAAGAAUCGUCGCGAAGGUCUCGAAGGUGCAGAAUGAACGAGAAGCGGCAGCAGCAGCAGCAGAAAGAAGGUGAAAGAAAAGGGAGAGCGAAGAAAACCGAGGAGUCCUCAUCUCGGAUGGUCUUGGAGAAAAAUUUGACGAGUUUACAUCGAGAUGUGCAGGCGGACCGAGACCGUGCAGCGUUUCCUGUAAUUAUAAACUCGGGCGAAUCGAACCUCCGACCCCGUAAACACUUAAUGGGAUUCCAAAAGCCAUUCGGGAAUCGGGGGCUCAUCCGUAUUCGGAGGAUUCUGGCCGCGGACGAUAUCGAGUCGAUUCGACGGAACAAUCGGGAUCUAACACCCCUAUUAAUCGACCACCGGUUUUCCGACGUGUCCUAAGGCCCAAAACGACACCCUUCCAGGGCGAGAGCCGCGGGCAGCGAGGAGUCGAUCAGCGGUAUACGGGAAUAUUCGUGCCUGACCGCGCUUCGAAACGCCGCUAGCAGUUGAGUCAGUGCGCUUUCAGCCUUCGCACCGUCGCGACGCUCGCUCCUCAUUCGGCAGCGACGCCUCGCAACGCGACGCGACGCAAAGCGCCGGAUGAAUUUCGGGCGGCCGAUCGGCGCUCCGCGGAUCCUGUAACUCUUUGUUCGCGAGUUCGGUGAUCGAGUGCGCGAGAUCUUUUUUUCCUUUACUCUCUUCCUCCGAUUUAUCAAUUUCUGUAAAUCUAUGUGUACGCAAUUAAGUACUCGGCGUUUGUGACUUGGGGAAGUUAUAGUGAAGAUCGAAAUUUUGUUAAACAAAAAAGAGAGGAAAAGAAAACAUCGAGCUUGUUUCUUGAAACUGCUGAGUUCGAUCAAGUUUACCACACGCGCAAAGUGCUUCUUGUUUGUUUUUGGUUUUGUUUUCUUUUUUAUUCUUCGGCUCGAAGGACCAGCAACCAGACGAUCCUCGCGUGUUAGGAGGUUUCAACGGAUCUCUCGUCGGCCACGUCCCUAACCCAGUUUUGGUGUUUGAACACAGGAUGGGAAGCGAGGCCGGAUCAACGGAACUCUGGAGCUGCCUGAGCUGCCGGAGCUGAACUACUUAUCGGCAGCGAUGCAAAGUCUUAAGGAUUUCCUCGAGGCCUCGUUGCUGCGGAGGCCAACUCACGGCCGACGCUCCUCUUAGCGAUAAUAAUCUGACAAUCUGCCGGCCCGAGGAGCUCCGCCUAACCAUGCUCGAGCACAAGCAGACUAUCCUCAUGCCCCCUGCCCUGAGCAACAGCAGCUGCUGGCGUAGCGGUCCCAUCACAUCGUGGUCUGGACCAGGUCCCGGAGAGCUUGUACGGGCCGCUCUCAUCCUCGCUCUCAGCCUCGGCAUCCUUUGCGCGAAUCUACUCGUCAUAUGUGUCAUCAACAGCCGGAGGUACAGCAAGUACAUUCACGCUCAGCCGAGAUACCUGCUCACGAGUUUGGCAAGCAACGACCUUGCCAUCGGUCUCCUUGUUACACCCUUUGGAUUUUUGCCCGCCGUUUACGGAUGCUGGCCCUACGGUGAAGUCACUUGUCAAAUACAGGCACUUUUGAGAGGAGCCUUGACACAGCAGAGCGCGGUAAUCCUGGUGUGCAUGGCGAUCGACCGUUACAUGUGCAUGCUGCAUCCUCAUCACUACCACAGGCACUCGUCAAAGAAGUAUUACAUGCGGCAGGGUUGCGUUGCAGUGAUGUCGACGACCUGGAUAGCCAGCGUUGCGGUCUUCGGUGCCCUCGUUCUUCCCAGAGGAGGCUACUACUUCAACGGCUCCGGUCUUCUCGCCUGCGAUCCAUUUUUCGCCAGGGCAUCCCUCAGGAUAUUGGCCUGCUGUUGUUUCUACUUUCCGACGACGAUGGUACUGAUGUACUGUUACGGUUCGGCGUUUCACGUCAACAAGCUGCGACUGAAGAGGGUCGUAUGCGUAAACGCACCGGAAGUCGUCAGCGGCGGUCACAUCGAAAGGCUGGUAGCUCACGAAAGACGAUUGUCCACCUCGGCUUCCCGGACAAUGGCCGCGAUGAGUUUGGGUUUCAUUGUGAUGGUUACUCCGUGGACAAUUCAGGAAGUGGUAGCGGCUUGUACAGGAAGCAAACCGCCCCCCUUCCUAGAUUUCCUAGCCACAUGGCUCGCCCUUUCCAACAGCUUCUGGAACCCCUUUCUCUACUGGCUGUUGAACAAUCACUUCCGACGCAUCUCCAAGGAGCUUCUAUACACUAAGAUCUUAUGCAGACCAAAGCCCCUCGGUCCCAAGCAACACUGUUGUGCAACAAGUACAGGGGGACUGGACAUCUGUAGUAUCGGUGGCUUAGAUCUGUCUGGCAUGGAACGAUGCUCGAUGGAGAGGUGUUCAAUGGGGCGAUGUUCCUCCCUCUCUUUGGCGACGACGCCGCCGCCUCUUCCUUGGGAAACGGGACCGUCUUGCGUCGGCGUCGGCGUCGCUGGUGGAAGAGAAAGCCCGACGUGAGUGCGGAGUGUCGCCACGCAGACGGAGGACGAGCCAUCCUCCCCUGAUCACUGCAGUUAGUACUGCGUGGCGGCGCGACUUAUCGAUAAUUACUGCACUCGCCAUCCUCAUCCUCAUUCUCAUCCUCAUCCUCAUCCUCAUCCUCAUCCUCAUCCUCAUCCUCAUCCUCAUCCUCAUCCUCAUCCUCAUCCUCAUCCUCAUCCUCAUCCUCACCUUCGUCUUCGCCGCUGCCGGAUCGAAAGCUUACCCGACUUGCUGACGCGAUUAGUAAUCAAAAUUCAGUUUUGCCGGAAGUUUGAAGAAGAAGAAUUCUUCAAAUUUAGUAGGGAAAAUAUAACUGUAAUAUAGACAUGAAAUUCAGGAAUUAACAGCUCACUGACUUCAUUCAUUCGAUAAUAUCAUGCCAAAUUUUAUACCCAUUUACUUUCUUUUUUUUUUGCUAUAUUCUCAGCAACUUUCGAAGAAACGUUUGUUUAUUUAGUUAUUUGCUUUUGUGAAAGCCUGAAUAUGAUUAUACAUUUGUGUCAUAUUUGCCGAACAAAAAAAAAUGAUGCGUGAAAAUUAGCACUAGCUACGUAUAUAAAUCGCGUUUUAUAUAAAUAUAUUAUAUGUAAUACUACGAUAAACAAUGUUAUAUAAAAUAGUAACGGUUGCCAAUUUCGAAGCGAUAAUAAAUUAUUGAAUAUAUUCGAUAUGACGUAUACAUUAUGUAAAUAAUAAUAUAUAACGGAACAUAUAAAAGUACGUAUUAUGUAAAAAAUCAAUCAAAGUAUGUAUAUGUAAAAACUCUAGUUGUAUACGUUCACUCGUACAUACAUAUACUGGAAAUUCAAUUUCGAAAGUUUUCAAUUACGAUUAUUAUUUACAAUUUGAAUUAUCGUACCUAUAAAUAUUGGUUCAGAAUCUCACGGUGUGUGAGAAAAAGUUAACGCUGGGUCGAAUUGUGCUUCGAGGCGGGAAAACAAGGGAGAAUGAAAACAAAUUGAUAAUUAGAUAAUGGACCAAAUGGACUGCGUGAUUAUUUGUAAUCUCAUAGUCGCGUUAUAAAUUUUAUUUUCGUUUUUCAUUAUAUAAUUAUACGUGUAAUAUAUACCUCUGAUCUCGCAUGGCGUAGGAAAAUUACUAAGAUAAUGUGUUUUUAUUAUUGAAAUACUUGUAUCGUUCCUCAAGACACAAGAGAGAGAGAGAGAGAGGGAGGGAAAAAAAAUGUGUUCAUUAAACGUAUUUUAAUUUAAUAUUCAAAGUGUCUUGAACAGUUUUAGACUUUUUGCCAGAAUUAAAAUGAUCAAGAACUGCCACGUACUUUCAGAAAUUACGUUACUUACGAAUUAUCCCUCUUCUCAGCACAUUUCCGCAUAAUCACUUAUCGCACUUACUUUUGUUCGUCGGUCGUAAAUUAUUACAUUACUGAUGAAUUAAUGAAUCAAUUUCACCAAGGCACUUGUGAAAUCGGAUAAUGAUUCGGAAUUGUAUUAAAAUUGCGUAUAACUUUACGGCUCGGUUGAAAAUGAUUAGAUAUAAGUGUAUAAAAUAUAAUGUAUAAUUAAAAUCGUUAUCGGGAGUUGAUUAUCGCUGCAGAGAAUUAAAACCAUAUUAAAUUGAGCUGUGAAAUGUGUACGUGGAGAAAAUGAGACGGUGUAUUACGGUGUCUGCAGAUGCGGAAAUAAAUUCAUAAUCCUCGGAUAUUCAUUCUUCGUUGUUAUAUAUCAUGUGCAUAUAAAUACAUCUAUUUUACUUUUUUCGUAUUACUUGUCUAGGUAAAGAAAUAAAUAAAAAUCAACGUAAUCGCGAGUAAAUUGUAGCGAGCGAAAGAACGAGAUAAAUGAAUAAAUGUGAGAGAAUAAAAAAUAAUUAUACAACAUAAUGAUAAAAUAACGGUUGUAGAUAUAAAUUUGAAACUUUUGUUACAAAUUCGUACGUAGGUUCAUAUUGUCUUUAUAUUCGAAAUAUUGUUACGUGUACGGUGUUGCGCGUGUGCUGCAAGAGAAACCUGAAAUUUUCUAACCGAUAUAGGUAAUGCAAAAAACUUUGCCGGCGAUUACAUGAAAAAAAAAAAAUAAGAAGAACAAUUAAAUUUUAAUUAAACGCACAAGCAUAGAUCGGCGGAUAAUUUUUAGAUAGCAAUUAAUCCUAUAUAAUUAUAAUCUACAUAAUUCAACGUGUAAUAAUGUAAAACUUUCUCGUACACGCAUAAUAUAAUACGAAGCAAUUACCUUGUAUACAAGAUUCAUCCCAAAGACUCAAGCAAUAUCGAGGCGAAUUGACGUACAAUCGAUAUAAAUACAAUUUUACGAGACGAUCGAGAUUAUUUUCCGUCUCUCAAUUUUUAUUAAAAAAAAAAAAAAAAAAAGAAACGCACAACAAACCAUCGCAUGUUAUUGCAAUAACAUCU